AUGAGUCGUCAACUCUCAGAAAAUGCCAUAGUACAAAUCCUAGAGGAUUGCAGUGACUCUGAGAGCGAUGAAAAACAAGAAAUUUCAGAAGACGAGGCUAACAUAAGCGAUCAGGAAACUGUAUACAGUGAACAUGAUUCUUCGUCCGAAAUAGAGCAAAGUGACGACUCCUCCGCAAGUCAAUCUGAAGAGGAAACAAUAAGAAAUUGUUUUUACAGUAAAACCCGAUACAAAUGGAGCAAGACCCCUCCACAUCCCUCUCGUAUUCGACAGCACAACAUCAUCGAAGAAUGCGCUGGUUUGAAAGGACCUGCUCUUAGUAAAAACGAAAUGUCACCAGUAGAAACUUGGGAACUUUUGCUUACCGACGAUAUUAUCCAAGCUAUAGUGUUGUACACUAAUCAAAAACUAGAAGCUCAAUAUAUUCCACCGUUAGUGCGGCCCUACUAUGCCAAAAACAUUGAUAGUUGUCUAACAUAUGUUGGCACACUGCAGAAAAACAAGAGAGAAAUUCCACGAGAAUUUCUACCUAACACGACAAGGCCCGUGGAAUCAUCAUUAUUCGGAUUUGUAAGUGACAAAACAUUGGUAUCACACGUACCAAAAAAAAACAAGAGCGUAGUUCUACUUUCUUCUAUGCACCAUGACAUGUCAGUAAACGAGCAGUCUAAAAAACCGGAAAUAAUAGAAUUGUAUAACAGCACCAAAGGAGGUGUAGAUGCCUUGGAUUUGAAGUGUUCAAAUUAUUCAUGUGCACGUCGAACACGAAGAUGGCCUAACGCAAUGUUUGGUGCUAUAAUGAACAUUUCAAUUGCAAAUGGUUAUGUUCUCUGGGUUCUAUCUAAUCCGAAUAAAAAAUUGAGCCGUCGUAACUAUAUAAAGUCUAUUGCUAUGACUCUUAUAAAGCCACAUGUUUCCCAGAGAUGGGAAAAUAAUCCUACCUUGACCAAAGAUAUAAAAGCAAUAAUGUGCAAGUUGAUUGACAAAGAGCAGCCUUUGGUUGAUUCGGAUGAAGCUGGCCAUAGUGCCCCAAAAAUGAAGCGUAGGUGCUUUAUUUGCCCAAGGGCUAAAGACAAAAAGAGUACUAUUGUUUGCAAAUCUUGCAAAUAA
Parnassius mnemosyne (clouded apollo) is the source of this 1110-nucleotide messenger RNA. Lineage: Eukaryota; Metazoa; Arthropoda; Insecta; Lepidoptera; Papilionidae. The record is from the annotation of a GenBank genome assembly.